AUGGCAGUAACUCACGUGAAACCGUCCCCAGUCACGGGGAAAGGGCGAUUUGCAGCGGGUUAUACAUCCCGGCCAACAGCUGUGUUGGAUAAGGGGAUACGAUCUAAGUCUUUCAAUCUGACUUCGAGUGAGUCGAGGCAGUCCGCGCUUGCGGUUAGGACAACGCAUCAAGAGAAGACGUAUGAAAUGUUUCUUAGCUACGAGCGAGACAUAGACAGAUACUCCUGCUACAUUUCUCGGGCUCACGUCCUACUUUUCCUUGCUCUUGCCACUUUCUCUAUUGUUAUCUGCAACCUGCAAAUGAGCCUACUGACGACGAAGACUCAAGUUGUAGCAUCUGAGGAGGACAUUUACACUGAACUAGUCGGAAUGAAGAACAUGUCAUCCACGCUUCGGAGAAUAAGGGCGCUGUCGAACCUCUUCGGAACCACGUACCAACGUGUCAAAGUUCAGACCAAUCCACUAACCUCGUCAUACUUGGAGAAAACCGUAUACCUGCAGCUCUACCAGGUAGCCAUGCAGCUCAUCAUCGGGUUCGAGGACGUCCGAACUUUUGACAAUUCCAUACGUUCCGCGACAAACUGUUUGAAUCAAGUCUCAGUUUCAACGGCAGGGACUCUUGGAAGUGGCACAGUCUGUCCCCUGGAAACUGCGAUCCGGCGGCUUCAGGAGAUCAAUCCCCAACUAGCGGGUCAAUUGCGCGAGGCAGUUGUUACUAUGAAGGUGCCUCUGUCCCUCGUGCUUGAGCAAAAGAUUCUGGACUACUAUCCCAGCGAAUGGCCAGACGUUUAUGAUCCAUAUAAAUUCACCCUUCUCUUGAUGAGUCAGGGGCGUUUCCGAGAGGUGUUUGAGCGUGCGGAUAUGUACUUUGAGGAGCUAGAACAAAUUGUAGAUGCUCUUCGGACUAUAAAAAUAUGGCCUCGACUCUUCCUACCCCCGGGAUUGUUGGUCAGCCUCUUAAGCUGCGCCUUACUCCUCUUCAUCAUCUUCGUUCACCACUAUUCAGCACAGAUAGCGGACGCAUUUCGAAUCUGCCAAGAUGCCGUCGCCAUGUCCGACGACGAGGUUCAGUCGAAAGUUGGUGACCUAUCCAACGUUAUGACAGCAACGCUGGAAUACAAGAUUCUCCCACUGCUUCACCCCCUAUCCGGCAUCGCCUCUCUUCUUCUGUCGUGCAAUAGACUUACUGUUUACCACCUGAAGUUGCUGAAGGUGCUCGAAAAAUCGACUGCUGAUAUCAUAGCAGCCUCCAUCAAUGUUCUCGACUACAUUUCUGUCGAAGCUGACAGCGUUCAAACAAAUACGGAUUUGGCCAAUCUUCGGUCCCUCGUGGAAGACUGCUUGGAGUCCUUUCGUCCAAAAGCGACGACAAAGCAGCUGCCGCUGAGUUGCACAUUCGGCGCAGGAUGCCCAUCAUCUGUUAUGCUUGAUGCUGAGAAAUUGCGUCGAGUGCUCAAUCGGACUCUCGCCUACGUCUUCGACCAUACCUUUGAUAAGGGUCUGGGAAUCGAGGUGUACAUAAACGCCAAUGCAAUCCGAGCAACCAGGGAUCAGGAAAAUUCCGAUCUCUUUCGUCCCUACGAUAUACAUGUCGAGGUGAAAGGCUUGGGCGUCUGCAUGGAGAAUCACAAGGCACAGAUGAUGGUGGACACGAAAGGUCUGCUGGACAGGAGUGGCCAAGGUCUGCGCCUGCUCGUCUCCAGCAAAGUCGUCCAGUCUCUCGGAGGCAGCAUGAAGAUCCAGUCUUCACCGCUGAAAGGGACGUUCUUCUCCUUCGCUAUCCGGGCCAAGGCAAGGACUCGCCUCCUUGACCUACAUAAAGACUUCAAUAUCAUUGCCGGGCGACGGGUGCGGAUCGCCACCCUUGGCCUCUCCCAAGAAACCCGAAGAGUCUUUUUCUUCCUUUGUAAAGACAUUGGAGUUGAUUGCAUUCACUGCUAUGGCUUCCAGCAGCUUCUGAACGCAGUUGCUGAGGAAGCAGCUACGCCACUGGUGGCCGUCUUUUUAGGAGAUUUCCUUCACUUAUCUGCAAACCCAGCAGACCCAAACUCGCGGCCUCUCUGUCCUUCCGAACUGUUCGAAAGAGUCCAGGCAGCAUCGUCGAGUCUGAAUGAAGGAAACACCAAGGUCUUCCUUGCUUCUCUGGACUCGGACACGUCUGCUUGCUCCACGAGAGGAACAAUCUUGCAAUUCCUUCCUCACGAGAAUUUCUUUAGGCUCCGUCUUCCCGUCCACUCGAGCGUCCUCAUUGAACUCAUUAUCCGGGGCUGCCGAGGAAUCUCGAUGAAAGGUGCUGAGAGCCUAUAUACGCAAAGUUCCGUCUCCGCACCGGCAGACCGCAGGGACGAUUGUAACGCCGAAAACGACGAACGCGUCUCAGCUGUCGAGGAAGAAAGCGAGGCGGACACGGAGAACGAGGCCGGGCUCCUGCAGAUAUCAAACCCUGAUGUGUCCAAACUCUUCCCGCAACGCGACGUCAUUCCAGAAUGUCUCUACCCCGACGUUAAUCGUGUCAUCAACGCUAUCGACGCUUUCGGAGAGUCCACAAUCGGCGAUAUCUCUGCCGCGUUAGCUGAGGAUGCUGCGCCUGAAGGACUAAUCAGGUCGCGACGCUUCGUUGACGAGUACGACGUCUCCCUGGCUCUCGCUCGGUAUUACCAAGCGCUGCCCGAGACAGAUCCGACAGAAGAGCCUCCGCCACCCGCGGCUUUCGUGAGGCGCGUCGAUGGUUUUGAAGAGCGAAGCGAGGCAGACGCGGGUGACGGUGGACAACGCCCUCCAAGAAAACGUCCGUCAGCACACAGGAGUUCAGUUCGCAUCUUUCAGUUUCUCACCCCUCCGGCACCAGGGCACAGACUGAACACGAUUCAGCUACUAUGA
Messenger RNA from Toxoplasma gondii ME49, 2880 nucleotides. RefSeq lists its product as hypothetical. The transcript is spliced from 11 exons. Lineage: Eukaryota; Apicomplexa; Conoidasida; Eucoccidiorida; Sarcocystidae. The record is from RefSeq and is a predicted model, not a curated record. The coding region runs from base 1 to 2880 and encodes 959 amino acids.